This is a messenger RNA of Chinchilla lanigera (long-tailed chinchilla), 4813 nucleotides long. It is a transcript of the gene Loxl4, whose product is annotated as lysyl oxidase-like 4. Gene Ontology annotation, molecular function: copper ion binding; protein-lysine 6-oxidase activity. The record is from RefSeq and is a predicted model, not a curated record. Lineage: Eukaryota; Metazoa; Chordata; Mammalia; Rodentia; Chinchillidae. Gene Ontology annotation, biological process: peptidyl-lysine oxidation. Gene Ontology annotation, cellular component: membrane.
GGACUCCCCGGCAAGCUGGGGCUGGCCCGGCGGAGGGUGGAUAAAAAGCCCCCAGGGCGCUCCGGGAGGCCGCUAGCGCUACCCGCCAAGCCGGCCCAGCUGAGACCCGUUGGAGACCCAGUUGGCGCCCUUGAAGUCAUCAUGACGUGGUACCCACCAGCCACCCUCUCUCUGCUCCUGCUGCUGCUGCUAGGCCAGGCCCCUCUCAAUAGGUCCCAGUCACCAGGCACCAAGAAGCUCCGGCUGGUGGGCCCAGGGAGCAGGCCAGAGGAAGGCCGCCUGGAAGUCCUACACCAGGGCCAGUGGGGCACCGUGUGUGAUGAUGACUUCGCUCUCCAGGAGGCCAUGGUAGCCUGCCGCCAGCUGGGCUUUGAGUCCGCCUUGACCUGGGCCCACAGUGCCAAGUACGGCCAAGGGGAGGGGCCCAUCUGGCUGGACAAUGUACGCUGUCUGGGCACCGAGAGCACUCUGGACCAGUGCAAGUCCAAUGGUUGGGGUGUCAGUGAUUGCAGCCACUCAGAAGACGUUGGGGUGGUAUGCCACCCCCAGCGCCAGCGUGGCUUUCUCUCAGAGAGGGUCUCCAAUGCCCUUGGGCCCCAGGGCCGGCGGCUGGAGGAAGUGCGGCUCAAACCCAUCCUUGCCAGUGCCAAGCAGCGCAGCCCAGUGAUUGAGGGUGCCGUGGAAGUGCGAUAUGAGGGCCACUGGCGACAAGUGUGUGACCAGGACUGGAGCAUGAACAACAGCAGGGUGGUGUGUGGGAUGCUGGGCUUCCCCAGCCAAGUGCCUGUCAACAGCCACUACUACAGGAAAGUCUGGAAUUUGAAGAUGAAGGAUCCCAGGUCUCGGUUGAAGAGCCUGGCGAAUAAGAACUCCUUCUGGGUCCACCGGGUCCACUGUCUGGGGACAGAGCCCCACCUGGCCAACUGCCAGGUGCAGGUGGCUCCAGGACGAGGCAAACUUAGGCCGGCCUGCCCAGGCGGCAUGCAUGCUGUAGUCAGCUGUGUGCCAGGGCCCCGCUUUUACUCGCCAAAGGGGAAGCCCCGGCACAAGGAACCCCGGGCAGAGGAGCUGAAGCUGCGCCUGCGCUCUGGGGCCCAGGUGGGUGAGGGCCGAGUAGAAGUGCUUAUGAACCGCCAGUGGGGCACCAUCUGUGACCACCGGUGGAACCUCAUCUCUGCCAGUGUUGUAUGUCGCCAGCUUGGCUUCGGCUCUGCACGCGAAGCCUUGUUUGGGGCCCAGCUGGGCCAAGGGCUAGGGCCCAUCCACCUGAGUGAGGUGCGCUGCAAGGGUUACGAGAGGACCCUCAGGGACUGCCUUGCCCUGGAAGGGCCCCAGAAUGGCUGUCAGCAUGAGAAUGAUGCUGCCGUCAGGUGCAACAUCCCAGAUAUGGGCUUCCAGAAUCAGGUGCGCCUGGCAGGUGGGAGAAGCCAUGAGGAGGGCGUGGUGGAGGUGCAGGUGGAGGUGAAUGGCAUCAGACGCUGGGGGACCGUGUGCAGUGAUCACUGGGGGCUCAGUGAAGCCAUGGUUGUCUGUCGACAGCUCGGCCUAGGUUUUGCCAACUUUGCUAUCAAGGACACCUGGUACUGGCAGGGGACACCGGAGGCUGGAGAAGUGGUGAUGAGUGGGGUGCACUGCUCAGGCACCGAGCUGGCCCUGCAGCAGUGUCAGAGGCAUGGGCCUGUGCACUGCUCCCAUGGCACUGGGCGCCUUUCAGCAGGAGUCUCCUGCACCAACAGUGCUCCAGACCUGGUGAUGAAUGCCCAGCUGGUACAGGAGACGGCCUACCUGGAGGACCGCCCCCUCAGCUUACUGUACUGCGCCCAUGAAGAGAAGUGCCUUUCUCAGUCUGCUGACCACAUGGACUGGCCCUAUGGACACCGGCGCCUACUGCGCUUCUCCUCACAGAUCUACAACUUGGGCCGGGCUGACUUUCGUCCCAAGACUGGACGCCACAGCUGGAUUUGGCACCAGUGCCACAGGCACUACCACAGUAUCGAGGUCUUCACCCACUAUGAUCUGCUCACACUGAAUGGCUCCAAGGUGGCUGAGGGGCACAAGGCCAGCUUCUGUCUAGAAGACACAAAUUGUCCCACAGGACUGCAACGGCGGUAUGCGUGUGCCAACUUUGGGGAACAGGGAGUGACUGUAGGCUGCUGGGACACCUACCGGCAUGACAUUGACUGCCAGUGGGUGGAUAUCACAGAUGUGGGCCCAGGGGACUAUAUCUUCCAGGUCAGGAGAUUCAUACCGAGCCAAUGCAGAACUCUCCCUGGAGCAGGAACGACUCAGGAACAAUUUUAUCUGAAGCCAUCACUGCACACUCCCAGCUGCUGCCCAUACACCAGAUACCUCAACUUAUUGGAGCCAUGCCCUUCAGAGUCCUGACUCAAGAGGAAAAGGGGCGAAUUCCAAAGGGCACCACAUACUCAGGAAGCCUUCUGAAGGCAAUCACCAAACCUGAAUGAUACUGCUCCCUCAGGAUAGCUCUAGGCCUGUCCCUUAAGAGCCUGUGGCCUACACAGUAUGGCCUUCAGGCUUUGGUCAGCUAAGUGCCUUUUCUAUAAGGCCGUCUAAUCUUUCCUGAAACCUACUGCAGAGUUCAUGGCUUCUGGAGCUCUCAGUUCCAUAAGGAUUUACUAUGGGUACAGUCCCCCAUCUAAGUGGUACUUUGCAAAUGUACCUAAAUAUACAGGAAGUGGAACUAUUUCUCUGGUAGGGGCUCAAUGCAACAGAACUGUCACAUACGAAUGGCAAAGAGGCUGCUGAAUGCAGUCUUUCACCUUAUUUGUCCUCUUUUAGAACUCACUUCUCAUACUCUUAGGAGUCUGCUCCUUAGUGUUUUUCCCUUUAUCCUUUCGUACACCUGGGUGUUUCUAACACCCCGACAAAUUUAAGCCUCAGGAAUCCCAUUACUUCCUGAUGGAUCAACACCACCACUUACUGAGUGUUUGAGCGGGGGCAAGUUUCAUAGAAGUGAUCAGAUAAGGCCUUUCUGCAAAGCAGCAGAAGGCCUGAGGUAAUACAGAUCCCAGCUUGUGCCAAGGCCUCUGCCAAGGAAAGAAAUGUGUCAUGUACCUGACAGGGAAUCCAAUCUCUCUCAGGAUCACCACACUUCUCAGGAUUGGCCUAAAUUUCAGAUCUCAAUCAAAUCAGCUUUGUGUUGAAUAAAUUUUUGCAAUGGAAGGAACACUGGUCAAACAAGCCACUCUAUAGGAACAUAAAGACAGGUCUGGCAGAGUGAGAGACAAAAAACUGCAGAAAUUAGAAGGGGGAACACUUAAUUAAGGACUGAAUCUGGAAAAGGCCACCAUCCCUACUGGAUGUGGCUGAACUAUGCUCUUAGUAGGUGGUAUAAAAUCCCAUGGUCUUCUUAAACAUGACUGUUUUUUCUCUCCUGACACAGAGAUGACCUUUUAAGUUUGAUACCUUAAUGUCAAUAAAAGUUUCUCAUUAUGGACUGCUACAGCACCAAGACCAGCUGUGAUUAUGUACAGUUCCCGCUGGGGAUGAGGAUACACGGGGCACUGUUGUCUGCUUUCAGUUUCCCUCCCCAUGCUCAAUGUUAAAUCACAGGCUGGAAAGGUUAUUGAAUGAAAGGUGCAAGAAGGUAAAAUCUAAGAACUGUCCACUUUUGUAACAGAGGCUGCAAACCCAAAAUGCAUGGUAGCAGACAAAGCAGAUUGCAAUAGUACUUGCUUUCUCACAUUACAAGAGCUACAAGAGGGUGUCAAAGGGACUCCUCCAGUCCAGGCGGUACCCUCUGUGAAUACAAAGAAGUACUUUCUUCCUCUUCUCUAUCUUUUCGUUUCUCAACUCUCUCAUCCCCUUUAUUAGGCAUGGCAGUUUAGGUAAACAGGGAAAGGACUGAUUUCCUCUUGGAUCCAGCCACACUCUCCUAAACAGUAACAACAUUAUUCUCACAUAUGCAGCUAAUGGUCUAUGAAAGAAUGUGCCGCUAGCGGGGAGUGUGUGGUGACUGAUGACUAGAUUUGGACAAGGAGGUUACCCUCAGCUUCUUGCUGGAUCUAGUUUUCAAGACAGCCAGAAAAAGCAGGCCAGGCAGACAGCCACUGGCUCUGGUCUGGCUCGCUACCCACAUCACACGUCUGAUAGGUGCAGCCUGUUAUAAUUCCUGGAAAAAGCUACACAAGGGUUGUGCUGUUACAGCACUGAGUUGAAAGGGAAGGUCAUGGGAAGACUAGUGGUUGGCAUGCCUUAUAACUAGAUGAGGAAUGCUAAUUGAAUACCAACCACUGAAUUCCAGACAGAACUGAAAUCCUAAGACACUCACAUCAGCACACUCUGGUCUCAGAAAUUAAAGUGCUAGGAACUUCAGUUUAAAUUUACUUCUAAGACUUUCGUUCUGAGGAAGACAUCAGAACCUUUCUACUAUAAAAAUUCCAGGUGAUCCUAAGAUUUAGAUAUUUGACAUAUAUGAAGAAACACCCACAGCAGAAUACAUGAGCUGCCUUUACAAUGAUCUAACAAAGGAGCCUGCGGCAGCCAUAGGGUGCUCUCCAGUUGUAUUUGUGAAGGCGUGACUUAGACAUGACCUAGGAUUUGAUAAGCUCAAGGCAGUCUGCUGAGCCAUGGCAGGACCUCUUCUCUCUGGCCAGUACACAUCAGCCCUAACCACUGGAAUAACAUAACUAAAAAGCACAUUCAACUAAUGACAAAAGCAACACUCCAUUAUUUUCAAGUGAUGACUUAAAAAAAAAAAUCCCUUUCUCUGGAAUAGGUUAUAGAGAUAAACCUGAGACUUAAAGAUGGCUGACUGUCAGCUAAAACAGAAAAAAAAAAAAAAAAAAAAAAA